CGAGCGCUGGUGCAGCAGUCGCAUCUUCUGCGGUUAGCGCGCCCGCGGGCCGGGCACUGCUGGACCAAAGGGUGAAUUCUCAGGCGCCCCUGCAGGAUGGAGCGUUGCUCACAACCUAUCGCUCACACCGCGAUUUAUUCGAUCCUAGUUCCAAUGUUGAUUCGCAAAACAGCUCAGACGAUCCACAAAAUGUCAGCGGCCUGAACGAAGGUCUGCCCUCAGGGCAUGCCUCUCCUGCGCUGAGGCCUUUACCAUCUGCCGGUUCCCCUGGGGAACAACGACCAAUAGGCGCAAGAACCGCUACCAACCACUGCCCUAGCCCUCCUCAGUUGGCGGCCAGCCAGCUCAUCCCUCCAGGCGACCAACCUACUAAGCAUGAUUACGAUGACUACGGCCAUGCCCUCCAUGGCCGUGCCUCCGUUGCCACCACCCACGCCGGCGACAACGCAGAUUGCAACACGCCCUCCCAGGAGAUGCUCCGAUCCGUCAUCCCGCUCCUCAUCAACACCAACCUUGAUACUGCCGCCUGCCUCCCAACCGAACCCGCCGGCCGCCAACAAACCAACGGCGGCGACCCUGCUGCCGUACAACCGCCGCAGUCGCCAGCGGCGCCAGCCGGUACGACAGUCAACACCAUCAGCCCCGCCCACCCCGCCGCCGUCACCGCCCCGGGCCUUAUCAGCGACUCCGAAGGGGGAACCACCGGCGGCCCCAACCAGCGACAUCAGACCAUAUUCCGCGGUCUGACGCGCGACUCCUUCCUCAUGAACAACAACACCACUGGCGGCGGCGGUUGCAGCGGCGGCUACAUGCUGCGUACGGCAACAGCACGUGAGGGGCUGCUGCUGAGUGACGCCUCCUGGCCGCCUUUCCAGCUGGGAAACCCGCUUCAGGUCAAGGUGGGGCCGCUGCUGGGUCGAGGCGGCUGCGGCUCCGUGUACCAGGGCACAUGGCGCGGCCGACCCGUAGCCAUCAAAGUCGUACAACAGGUGGUGACGCCGCCUGGCGGCGGCGCCACUGGCGCCUCCCCCAGUCAUCGCGCCCCUCAUCGACUUCUUCAGCUCCUCCAGCGGCUGCACACACCGAGCGAACGCCGGUGUGCGCCCUGGCGCCGCCGCCGUACCGUCGCAUGUGCCGUACCUUCCCGACGCCAACGCCUCCGUCAAGCGCCUCCGCCACCCCAACGUCUUGCGAACGUACGCGUACGCCGUGGUCAGCAUGGCGCCCCAAUUGGAUGGUGUGCUUCCCUCGCGUCACGAGCACCAUGUGGUGCUGGAGCUGUGUAACGGCGGCAGCCUGCGGGCGUGGUUGGACCAGAUGGGGUGCGACAGCGGCGGUAACCCCGGCGACGGCGGCGGAGGGAGUUGUACGGCAACGGGCAUGGGGAAGGCACCGUUAACCCCCGCCGCCGCGGCGGCGGCGGCGAAGGAAGCGGUUACGCUGGCGCUUAGCCGCGCUCAGGCGCACAUCAGCAGCGGCGGCCGUCGCAGCGGGGAGUCCGGGGAAACUCCCGCGUCGCCGCUGCCGCCGCCGACGGUUGCACCGUCGGGGCCGCCCCUGGCCUGGCGGCUGCAACCCCAGCAGCAGCAGCAGCAGCAGCUCCCAGGGCCUGCCGUAGCGGCUAGGGCUAGCGGAGGCGAAGAGGCAAAGCCGCCUGCCGCUGCCGCCGGCGGCGUCGUUGCCUCGCCACCGCCGCCAGCAGCGGGAGGAGGCUGCGACGUGACGGACCAUGCCCCCGCCCCCGGCGCCGCCGCAUGCCAUACCGCCGCCGCUUGCUCCGCCGCCGCCGCCACCGCCGGCGCCAUCAGCGGCAUUCUAUCACGGCCAGAGGCGACGGCGAUAUCGGCGCCGGAAGGCCUGUUCACGUCUCCUGCAGCUGCCGCCGCCGCUGCCGCCUUGGCGGCGGCGGCCGCUGCGGCGGCGUCGGCGUCUCCCAGUCUGCAUGCCGGCGACGACAUCCGCAGCGGCGCGCUGUCGCACUCUCAGUCGCUGGCGCACCCCGCGUCACGGCGGCUGCCAGGCCUGACGUCGGAGCAGUCGCAGCAGCUCAUGCUGCUGAGCCUUGCGUGGGUGGCGGAAGGGAGCUCGGAGGUGGGCAAGCUGGCGGCGGCGGCGGCGGAGGUGACGGAGGCGGUCCGCGCCAGCACUGACGGCGCGGCGGCGGCGGGAGCCCGCGCCAGGGGGAUGGAGGCGCCUGGCGGCGGCGGGGAGGGCGAAUGUACGACGUCGGCUAUUUCCGAGCCGAACCUCGACCGUGCUGGAAGGACGACAACAGCGGAAUCUGAGGUGGCGGCGGCGGCGGUGGCGACGCCGCGUGGUCGGGAUGAAGGGCGUACGGUUGGCGACGGCAGGGCGGCCGCCGCCGCCGUGGAAGCAGCUGAGGUGGGUAUAGAGCUGCGGCGGUGCAGCCAUGGCAGCGGUAACAGCAGCCGGAGCAGUCGACGGAGCAGCAGCAGUAGCGGCGGCGGCGACGGCAGCAGCUGCAGUGGCGACGGCGAUGGCGACCAACCCAAUGAGCCGGUGCGGUCGUCGGCUUCGAGCAGUCUGGCGGCUGGUCCCGCGGGUCUGGGGAGCCCAGUGGCUUCCGCGCAUCCGAGGGGGCCUGGGCCGCCGGCACAGGAGACGGCGGUGGCGGCGGUGUCGGUUGAAAGCGACUGCGGUGUCGCCGCCGCCGCCGCCGCUGGCGACGACGUCGACGCUGCCGGCCCUGCCGUACCAGUGCUAGAGGAAGCGCUGGAACCGCACUCGUCGCCAUUGCCGCCACCGACGGCAGAUCUGGCCGCGGCAUGGGCGGGUCCGACAUUAGGUCCGUACGGCACGAACCCCUGGGUCAUUGACAACGCGCCCCUUGGAGAGCAGUCCUCGAUGCCACGUCCCGGCAGUAGCGCUGGGAGCUUGACCAGCUACGGCCGACGGAUCCCGUCAGUUGCGGCGCAUCAACAGUACGUCAUUUUAGAUGACUUGGACGAGCAAGAGGAGUACGAAAGAAGCUACGGAGAGUACGGCAGCACUUUCAUGUACGGCAAUAAAGGCGGCAGUAGCCAUGGGCAUGCUAAUCACAAUGCUGGUGGCGUUGGUGUUGGAGGCGGGGGCCGGAACAACACCGCACGCCAUCUGUACGGACAUUUUGGCAGCAGCAUGGUAGACGAACCGUUGCGUCGACUUGAAGAGGAAUCGUCGCUCGAAGGGACGCAAAGCUCCCGCGGUCGCAGUCGCGGUGACGCCACUGGGACGACCGGAACGGGAGUUACCUCGGAAAACGUCGUCGCCGCCAUCGGCGGUUGCGGCGGGUCGUCACUUACGGGCGAAAAGCUGGGCAGCGGCGACGGCGGAGUCACUGCCGCCGCCGCCGCCACCACACUGUCGCCGCCGGCGACGGCGACGGCGGCAGCGGCGAUCUCUCCAAUGCCAGUUCCCCGUCUUCUCCAACCGCUCGCGGCCGGCAGCAAAGCACAGACGUUAACGGCGGCUCAGCCGGCAGCCAGUGGCGCAGUAGCACCGCACUCGCCGCCUCGCGAAGGCGAGCUGGAUCUGUCGAUGAUGACGUCGAUAAUGAACCGUCGCGCAGCCGGCAUGGUGCGAUCCAUCAUGCGCGCCGCCGCCGCCGCCGGCGGCGGUCGUGACGGCGGCGGCGCCGAGGCGGCGGCGGCGACGGCGGAGCCGAUGAGUACGGCACGGUUACGGCACCUGGUGGCAGCACUGGAGUGUCUGGUGGAGGUGGCGGCAGGGUUGUCGUACUUGCAUGGCGUCGGCAUGGUGCAUGGGGACGUCAAGAGCGGCAAUGUGCUGUUGGCGUUAGAGGAGGGACUCACGCAGCCGCACCCGCACUGUCAGCCGCACAUGGGGCGGGGCUUCAGAGUGAAGCUGGCGGACUUUGGGUUCGCAAGGGUUAUAGAGCACGGCUCGCACACGUACCUGUCCCGCCCCUCCGGCACGCUGGCGUACCUGAGUCCCGAGCUGCUCACGGCACACCGACAGUCCACCGCCGCCGACAUGUACGCGUUCGGGUUGCUGGUGUGGGAGGUGGUAACCCGGGAGCCCCUGUUCCGAGGCAUGCAGACGCCGCAGCUGCUGUACGCCAAGACCCACCACAGCGACUGGCAGCACCUGCCCUGGCCCGUCUGGGUGCCGCCCGAGGUGGCGGCGCUGGCUCGGAGCUGCGCGGAGUACCUGCCGGCGCGGCGGCUGAGUGCGGGGCAGGCGCGGGGG
Astrephomene gubernaculifera is the source of this 4209-nucleotide messenger RNA. The record is from the annotation of a GenBank genome assembly. Lineage: Eukaryota; Viridiplantae; Chlorophyta; Chlorophyceae; Chlamydomonadales; Astrephomenaceae.